AUGGAUCCUGAUACGCACAGUAGGAUCAGGAGGAUGAGGAUCGACGCCAACGCAGUUGAUGGGGAAGGAAGAACGCUGCUGGUCAUUGCUGUUCAAGCAGGACAAGAAGAGGUCGUGGAAGAGCUUCUGAAGAUGAAGGCAGAUGUGAAUAGGAAGGUUUCGAAUGGAAAGAACACCGCGCUUAUCGAAGCAGUCAAGCAUGUGACAGACGAACUGACUGCCCUGGCGAUUGUGAAGCGAUUGAUCGAUGCCAAUGCAAACGUGAACUAUGCCAAUGAGUUCGACCAGACGGCGCUAUUUGCAUGCGCUCCCCGAGCUCACUUGAACCUUGUGAAGUUUCUCGUCAAUCAUGGAGCAAGCAUCAACCACGUCUGCAAGACCUUCAAACGAUCCUUGUUGUACGUGCUCUACGUUGUGUAUGUUGUUGUAACCAGCAGCAUCGAAUUUCUGAUCACAUGCGGAGCCCGGCUGAUCAAGGGAGAGAGUCAGAGGGUCUUGCUCAUCGCGGCUUCACUGCAGAGCGAGCAUAUUCUCUCUCUUAUCUUAAGGCGUAUCGGUGCGGGCCCGAAGGAGCUGGAGGCGCAAGACGAGUUCGGAGACAGUCCCCUCCAUAUAGUUUGCGGGGCGAAAGAUCCGUCCAUUGCAGCUGCUCACCUGCUCGUGGAAGCAGAGAUCGACAUGGAGAAACUUAAUAGCAAAGGUCUCACUCCCAUCCUCAAAUCCCUGUCCUGCAACGUUGAACCAACCAUGGCGGUCUUCCUGCUGGAGUCGAAGGCAAACCCAAACCAUGCAAGCCCUAGCAACUCGUCUCCGCUGAUCUUCGCUUGUCGCUUCCUCAAGUCGCCAAAGAUUGUGGUCCUGGCAACUCGAGACGACAGCAACGAGGAUGGCGUGAUGGAGGCAGCUCAGAGUUUGAUUCGAGGCGGUGCGAACGUCAAGAUAAGGGAUGCAGACAACAGGCUGCCCCUGCACGUGGCCCACGAGACCGCCGCUCGGCUCGGCAUGCCGAUCCAUUCUUCCCCCUUCAUCGCCCUCCUGCUCAGCCACGCGGGUCACAGCGAGGUGUUCGCAAGGGACGGGCUCGGGCUGCUGGCUCGGGAAGUCUACGAGGAGGUCAAGGGCGAGGAGCUGCCGCUGACUACCGUCAGGAUCCCAACGGCCGUUGGAAAUCUCUAUGCAGGAGAUGAAGGAGCCACCACCACCCGUGCUUCCUUUCGGAGCUACCAUGGUGGGUGGGGCGCAGCUGAGAAGGCGCCAGGAGGGCAGGAGGGAGGAGGGAGGAGGGAGGAAGUAAGUCCGCAAGCAUAUCUCGAGAGCUUGCAGGAGACAGUUGUCUUGCGGAAAAAGAACCAGAGGCAGGCGAAGGAGGAGGAGGAAGCUUUGAGACUGACCGACAUCAAGGGGCAAGUGCUCCCUCCUGCUGACCUGGCGGGCGACCUGGUUACCUCUCUACGGAGACCAGGACAAAGAAACGUGAGCAGGCAGACGCGAUGA
Guillardia theta CCMP2712 is the source of this 1494-nucleotide messenger RNA. RefSeq lists its product as hypothetical. Gene Ontology annotation, molecular function: protein binding. The transcript has 12 exons. The coding region runs from base 1 to 1494 and encodes 497 amino acids. Lineage: Eukaryota; Cryptophyceae; Pyrenomonadales; Geminigeraceae. The record is from RefSeq and is a predicted model, not a curated record.